UAUUACUAUUAAAUUACUACUCCUAUUUUAAUAGUCAUUGUUUGACUGGCAAAGCAAAAUUACCAAAACUCCUAAUUUCCUUUCUCAUUCAAUAAAAGCUAGGGCAAGUAUUUGCUAAAACGCCUGCAACUCUUUCUUUUUUCUUCAGCCAACACUCCACACUUGGAUAUCCACUGCAGUCUAGACAUUGACAAUGGCAAUGGUAGAGCCGAGUUCUGCUUCCGUAGUUGUAGAAGGAACAUCUGAGGCCAAUGAGUCUACUUCCUCAUUGCAAAAGGAGGUUGAGGAGAAAGUUGAUGGCUUGACAUUGGAUGAGCCGACGACGACAGAAGCUGCAAAGAAGAAGAAGAAGAAAAACAAGAGCAAGAAGAAAAAGGAGCCACCUCAGCAAACUGAUCCACCUUCUAUUCCUGUAGCUGAGCUUUUUCCUUCUGGAGAAUAUCCAGAAGGUGAAAUUCAACAAUACAAAGAUGACAACUUGUGGAGGACUACAUCCGAGGAAAAGAGGGAAUUGGAGCGUCUGGAAAAACCAACUUAUAAUUCUGUCCGUCAAGCAGCAGAAGUUCAUCGUCAGGUUCGGAAAUACAUCAGGCAAAUUGCUAAGCCUGGGAUGUUAAUGAUUGACCUGUGUGAAACUUUGGAGAAUAUGGUUCGGAAAUUGAUAUCAGAGAACGGUCUUCAAGCUGGCAUUGCAUUCCCUACAGGAUGCUCAUUGAACUGGGUUGCAGCUCAUUGGACUCCCAAUUUGGGAGAUAAAACUGUGCUUCAGUAUGAUGAUGUAAUGAAAUUGGACUUUGGAACCCAUAUCGAUGGACGUAUUGUGGACUGUGCAUUUACUGUGGCUUUCAAUCCUAUGUUUGAUCCGCUGCUUGAAGCUUCACGGGAAGCCACAAAUACUGGCAUUAAGGAAGCAGGGAUUGAUGUACGCCUUUGUGAUGUUGGUGCUGCAAUCCAAGAGGUUAUGGAAUCCUAUGAAGUCGAAAUCAACGGGAAGUUGUUCCAAGUUAAGAGCAUCCGAAAUCUGAAUGGGCACAGUGUUGGGCAGUAUCAAAUCCAUGCAGGAAAGUCUGUUCCAAUUGUUAAAGGAGGAGAACAAACCAAAAUGGAAGAGGGUGAAUUUUAUGCAAUUGAGACCUUUGGAUCAACAGGAAAGGGAUAUGUGAGGGAAGAUCUAGAAUGCAGCCAUUAUAUGAAAAACUUUGAUAUCGGACACAUUCCAUUGCGGCUACCCAGAGCUAAACAACUGCUGGCAACAAUAAAUAAGAAUUUCUCGACAUUGGCAUUCUGCAGACGUUAUCUAGACCGCCUUGGUGAGACAAAAUAUCUGAUGGCAUUGAAGAACUUAUGUGAUGCUGGAAUUGUUCAGCCAUAUCCUCCACUUUGUGAUAUUAAAGGGAGCUAUGUAUCUCAGUUUGAGCACACCAUUUUACUUCGUCCGACUUGCAAAGAGGUGGUAUCGAGAGGCGAUGACUAUUAAACGAUAUAAAUCUCGUGUAUGGUUUGUAUUCUGGAAUUCAGUGAAGAAAAAGGACUAUUUUUUUUCCCGUAUGCUUCUCGUCGUGUAGCGUCGUACUUCUGUGAGAGGGGAUAUCCUAGCUUUUAAUGAAUCAAUACAGAAAAUGGAAAAAAAUGGAGAUCAUAGAAUAAACUGUUAGAUCAAUUCCUCAAAGGCCUCUCUUUGUUGUGUGUUUAAACUUUUAUUGAAUUCUUUUCCAUUUUACAUAGAAUAUUGAAGUUUGAAGUAAA
This is a messenger RNA of Lycium ferocissimum, 1746 nucleotides long. RefSeq names its product methionine aminopeptidase 2B-like. Gene Ontology annotation, biological process: proteolysis. Lineage: Eukaryota; Viridiplantae; Streptophyta; Magnoliopsida; Solanales; Solanaceae. Gene Ontology annotation, molecular function: metalloaminopeptidase activity. Bases 194 to 1477 code for a protein of 427 amino acids. The record is from RefSeq and is a predicted model, not a curated record. The transcript has 12 exons.